AUGGCGUUUAGCUUCCCAGCUUUUUCAUAUAUUAUUGCGUUAAUUAUUGAUGCGUUUCUUAUAUUUUUUUCAAUAUUUCACGUCAUAGCGUUUGAUGAAUUAAAAACUGAUUAUAAGAAUCCAAUAGACCAAUGUAACAGUUUAAACCCGAUUGUUCUACCAGAGUACUUGCUUCAUUUAUUCAUUAAUAUAUUGUUCUUGUUGUCGGGAGAAUGGUUUUCCUUAAUAAUUAAUCUUCCAUUGAUUGUAUAUCACAUUUACAGAUAUCGCAAUAGACCCGUGAUGUCAGGGCCUGGGUUAUAUGACCCAACAAGUAUUAUGAAUGCUGAUGUUUUGACGGUUUGCCAAAGGGAGGGUUGGAUCAAACUAGCAUUUUAUUUGUUGUCAUUUUUCUUAUAUUUAUAUGGAAUGAUUGUGGUGCUGAUUGCGGUGUAG
Messenger RNA from Leptosia nina, 435 nucleotides. The record is from the annotation of a GenBank genome assembly. Lineage: Eukaryota; Metazoa; Arthropoda; Insecta; Lepidoptera; Pieridae.